Myotis davidii is the source of this 3857-nucleotide messenger RNA. It is a transcript of the gene KLHL5, whose product is annotated as kelch like family member 5. Gene Ontology annotation, molecular function: protein binding. The record is from RefSeq and is a predicted model, not a curated record. The transcript has 11 exons. Lineage: Eukaryota; Metazoa; Chordata; Mammalia; Chiroptera; Vespertilionidae. The coding region runs from base 400 to 2529 and encodes 709 amino acids.
AGUGCUUUCUGUCAGUUGUGGUUUAAGGAAAGGGGGUAGUGUUCUGCAUUUGAAAGGGCUUUAAUGAAUGCUGUCAGUGUUUGUGAGAGCUAAUGGUCAGUAUGGGAAAGGAGAGCAGAGGAAAGUGGGCUAGCUGCUUCAGGAUAGGUGGAUGAGUUUGCUCUGAUUGAACGGAAUGUUCCACCGUGUUUCAUCUUUAUUCAUUAUCCUUUGUUCUUUAUAAUCUGACAUCGUGGUGUAAAAGUAAAUGUAGAUAUAUAUGUGAAUGUGAUUUAUUUUCUUUUCAAUCUGUUUAUUGUGUACAGCAGGGCAUAUACUUCUCUUGUCUUGGUUGGAUGCACAGAUCUGUGUGCAGUGCUUUUUGCCCGUUGCCUAGACGAUCACUUGGUUUCUCUGAGGAUGUCUGGUUCUCGUAAAGAGUUUGAUGUGAAGCAGAUUUUGAAAAUCAGAUGGAGGUGGUUUGGCCAUCAAGCAUCAUCUCCUAAUCCUACAGUUGACAGCCAGCAGGGAGAAUUUUGGAAUCGAGGACAGACUGGAGCAAACGGUGGGAGAAAGUUUUUAGAUCCAUGUAGCCUACAAUUGCCUCUGGCUUCAAUUGGUUACCGAAGGUCCAGCCAACUGGAUUUUCAGAGUUCACCUUCUUGGCCAAUGGCAUCCACCUCUGAAGUCCCUGCAUUUGAGUUUACAGCAGAAGAUUGUGGCGGUGCACACUGGCUGGAUAGACCAGAAGUGGAUGAUGGCACUAGUGAAGAGGAAAAUGAAUCUGAUUCCAGUUCGUGCAGGACUUCCAAUAGUAGUCAGACAUUAUCAUCCUGCCAUACUAUGGAGCCAUGUUCAUCAGAUGAAUUUUUCCAAGCCCUUAAUCAUGCUGAGCAAACAUUUAAAAAGAUGGAAAACUAUUUGAGACAUAAACAGUUAUGUGAUGUAAUUCUAGUUGCUGGUGAUCGCAGAAUUCCAGCUCAUAGAUUGGUGCUCUCCUCUGUCUCAGAUUAUUUUGCUGCCAUGUUUACUAAUGAUGUCAGGGAAGCAAGACAAGAAGAAAUAAAAAUGGAAGGUGUAGAACCGAAUUCACUAUGGUCCCUGAUUCAGUAUGCAUAUACAGGUCGCCUUGAAUUAAAAGAAGAUAAUAUUGAGUGCCUGUUAUCUACAGCUUGCCUGCUUCAGCUUUCACAGGUUGUGGAAGCAUGCUGUAAGUUUUUAAUGAAACAGCUUCACCCAUCCAACUGUCUUGGAAUCCGUUCUUUUGCUGAUGCCCAAGGUUGUACAGAUUUGCAUAAAGUGGCUCACAAUUAUACGAUGGAACAUUUCAUGGAAGUAAUUCGAAACCAAGAAUUUGUAUUAUUACCAGCCAAUGAAAUUGCAAAGCUCUUGGCCAGUGAUGACAUGAACAUUCCUAAUGAGGAGACGAUAUUGAAUGCACUUCUUACUUGGGUCCGUCAUGACUUGGAACAGAGACGGAAAGAUCUUAGUAAACUUCUGGCUUAUAUUAGGCUACCUCUUCUUGCACCACAGUUCCUGGCAGACAUGGAAAAUAAUGCACUUUUUCGAGAUGAUAUAGAAUGUCAGAAACUAAUUAUGGAAGCAAUGAAGUAUCAUUUAUUACCAGAGAGACGACCCAUGUUACAAAGUCCUCGGACAAAACCUAGGAAGUCAACUGUUGGUACAUUAUUUGCUGUUGGAGGAAUGGAUUCAACAAAAGGAGCAACAAGCAUUGAAAAGUACGAUCUCCGUACCAAUAUGUGGACUCCGGUAGCAAAUAUGAAUGGGAGGAGACUACAGUUCGGUGUUGCCGUGUUAGAUGACAAACUGUAUGUGGUUGGAGGAAGAGAUGGACUGAAGACGUUAAAUACUGUAGAAUGCUACAACCCCAAAACAAAGACCUGGAGUGUGAUGCCUCCUAUGUCCACACACAGGCAUGGCCUUGGUGUGGCUGUAUUGGAAGGUCCCAUGUAUGCAGUUGGAGGGCAUGAUGGCUGGAGCUAUCUGAACACAGUGGAAAGAUGGGACCCUCAGGCACGCCAGUGGAAUUUUGUUGCCACUAUGUCCACUCCCAGGAGCACAGUAGGUGUGGCAGUACUAAGUGGCAAACUUUAUGCAGUUGGUGGUCGGGAUGGAAGUUCUUGUCUCAAGUCAGUAGAAUGUUUUGAUCCUCAUACGAAUAAGUGGACACUCUGUGCACAAAUGUCUAAAAGGAGAGGGGGAGUAGGCGUAACCACCUGGAACGGAUUGCUGUAUGCUAUCGGAGGGCACGAUGCUCCUGCGUCCAACUUGACCUCCAGACUCUCAGACUGUGUGGAGAGAUAUGAUCCCAAAACAGAUAUGUGGACUGCAGUGGCAUCUAUGAGCAUCAGCAGAGAUGCAGUGGGGGUCUGUUUACUUGGAGAUAAAUUAUAUGCUGUUGGAGGGUAUGAUGGACAAACUUAUCUUAAUACAGUGGAGGCUUAUGAUCCCCAAACAAAUGAGUGGACUCAGGUUGCUCCAUUGUGCCUAGGAAGAGCUGGGGCUUGUGUUGUGACUGUAAAAUUAUAAUUUAGUGUUUUGGUUUUUAAAUGAAAAUAUCCUCUUUUAUGAAUUUGGUACAUUUAUCCUACUAUCAAUGGAUACAUUUUUAGGAAAUUUGCAAUGCCACAUUCCUGGGCACAAAGUGCCUGAUCUCAAAGUGAAGAUAUUUUUAAAAAGGGAGGCUGAACCAGAAUCAUAUCCUUUCAUUUCUUAGUAAAUCAAAAGUAUAGCUGGUAGGUUAUGAACAUACAUUCCUCAUAUAAAAUACAAGAACAAACACACUGCUCCUAAGCACAGCCCAGUGUUAAUUGGAAAUUUCAUUUCUUAAUAAUGAAACACAUUAUCCAGAUUUCUUUUAUUACAGUGCAAAUAGACCAGAUAAAACUUGUAACUUUUUUCUUUGUAACUUUAUCAUACAUGAGUUGCAGUAUUUUUUAUUCAUUUCCUUGUUUAACCAUAACCACUCUUUUAAUGAUAUACUAAAGAGUAUGCUAUUUAGUUUAGUGGGGUUUUUUUUCCAGAAAUAGCUGUAAUAUAUGUGCUUUGGUUGUGGAUUUUUUUCUAAAAUAAAGAAAAACAUUAAAAAGUUAAAGUAAUAAUGACCAAAUAAAACUUGAUACGAUCGUUGGAAUAUAUUUAAAUAUUCAUCCUAUUAUAUUUAGAUUCACCAAGAAGUACAUAUUAUGAUAUUCUCAGAUUGGAAUUGAAACAUGGUGUUCUACAUUAAACUUAAGAUAUGCAAAUUUAUGUAGAGAAAAGAAAUGUUAUAUACCCUAUAAUGUUCUUUCACCUAACAAGUAUUUAAUUAUAUGAAUUUGUUUUCUUUUAUAAAAGAUGUUUUUAUCCCUUUGUGCUUCUUUGUAAUCAAUCUGGGGGAAAUGGGAUAUUGAAUGUUUGGAAAAUAAGUUUAAAAUGUUUAUUACCCAAAGUUUUGUACAUUUGUAAACUCUAAUUACAUAUGUGGAUAUUAAUACUCCCAGUGAAUUGCUUAUUAUUUGCAAAAAUGCACUGGGCAGUAACAUUUUAUGAUAAAUCCUUCAAGGUAUAAGUCAUUAAUUUACAUCCUAAUAUAAAUGAGUAUAAUCUAAAUAACCAUAUUUUAAAAUACAGUGUUGUGGUUAAUGUGUUUUUGCAUUGUAUAUCAGGGUAACCUUUAUUUUAGUUGCUUUCUUUAAAAAUUAAAACAAACUUUUUUUAGCUAAUUUGAAUGCUCAUGUAAUGUUUCCACAUUGUUUCUAGAAAUCAAGGAACUGAGUACUUCUGUUUCCCCAAACAAAACCUGUAGUUAUUUCACUUUGUGGUUGCUUAGAAAAUAAUAGUGAUGGUGACAAGUACAUUAAUAUUUCAUAAAUUUA